This is a messenger RNA of Aricia agestis (brown argus), 2122 nucleotides long. Its product is annotated as netrin receptor unc-5-like. Gene Ontology annotation, cellular component: membrane. Gene Ontology annotation, biological process: netrin-activated signaling pathway. The transcript has 10 exons. The coding region runs from base 76 to 1683 and encodes 535 amino acids. NCBI's taxonomy places the organism in Eukaryota, Metazoa, Arthropoda, Insecta, Lepidoptera, Lycaenidae. The record is from RefSeq and is a predicted model, not a curated record. Gene Ontology annotation, molecular function: netrin receptor activity.
GCAAGGAUGGUUACGCGGUUGGUAAACAAAAGCGCGCGCUAAGUCUCCCGUAUUCUGUUAUGUGUGUUUGUAGUGAUGUGUGUUGUUAAAAUCGUGGUUUUGAUGGGAAUUAUUGGACGUGUACGAAAUGGGGGUACGGAACAAACGACGGAGAAGGAGAUGAGACCGGAGUACAUCCAUCCUGACGGUCUACUUAACUUCGACCCCUACCUCUCCGACUUCAAGCCGGUCGUCGAAGAAGACGACUACAUCCCUCUACCAGAAAACGACGAGACCAUAGACGGACUUCCAAUAUUCCUGCUGGAGCCAAAAAACUCUUAUGUACUGCGAACGAAACCAGCAACAUUGUUAUGUCGAGCAGCGAAUGCGCUACAGGUGUUCUUCAAAUGCAACGAUGUUAGAACAGAUAAGACUGUACAGUUGGAGCAUGUGGACCCUCAGAAUGGAGUGAGAGUAGUGGAAGCCGAGCUCAAUGUGACGAGGAAUGAGCUGGAUGAAUAUUUCGGAGGGAAAUACAGUUGCGAGUGCUACGCGUGGAAUAGUAAAGGGAAGAUUCGCAGUCAGGCGGUGUAUAUUGAAUUUGCUUACUUAAAGAAGCAAUUCGCGCAGCACCCCCAGUCAGUGACGGUGGAAGCCGGUCGUCAAGUGACCUUCCGCUGUAGUCCACCGCCAGCAGCACCACCAGCUACCAUCAGAUGGGCGAGGAACGGUAGCCCCAUUGAGGCUACUGAUGAAGCACUGGUGCUGCCAAGAGUGGGGUUGCAGGAUAUGGCAAACUACACCUGCUUGGCCGAAAACAUAGCUGGUCGGAGAGAGUCAGAUGUUGCGGUUUUGUCUGUAUAUGUAAACGGAGGCUGGUCAGACUGGUCACCAUGGAUACCGUGCCGGUGCGAGUCCCAAGCUGUUGGUAGACGACGCACUAGGACCUGCACGGAGCCAGCGCCAGCGAAUGGCGGUGCACCGUGUAGAGGACAGUCGUCACAGACUGAUGAAGACUGUCUGAGGUGCCAAAAUGGAUCGUGGUCAGUGUGGUCGCCAUGGUCAGAGUGUAGCGCGGAGUGCGUGCGCGUGCGGCGGCGGCAGUGUGUUGGUACUUGCGCGGGGCCCACCAUGCAACACGCCGCGUGUGUUGAUGGGGACUGCACAUCGGGGAUGGGUCUCUACAAGCCCAACGUCAGUCUCUACGUGGGUGUGGGCAUCACAGUGCUCAUGCUGUUAGCUGGCGCGGCUGUGCUGUACGUAUGGUGCCGGUAUAGAGCGCAGCCGGGGUACACUGCUGCUAGAGCUGGUAUCCCGAAGACGUACACGCGGGACAAAAGCGGGCCGGACUUGACGCGUACCUGCAACGAGUACUGGAUGCAGCGACCCGACAACACGUAUGAUAUGCCUCAGUUGAGGGACAGCUACGCCUCACCGUUCGGCACUCGCAGCCACCAGCAGUCCAUCGGGGGCAGUAACCACUACGAGAUGAAACCGUACAGUCCGUCCGGUGACUCCGCCUCCAGUUGUUACACCAAUACGCGGACGAUGACGUCACGUUCUAGCGAAUGCUCGUCGUCGCAGCUCGCGGAGCUGAUGACGUCACAGCCGCCAUCUUUGUCCAAGGUGGACGUAGCGGUCACCCUACCCCCCGGACAUACAGACAGCUACCGAGACAAGAUCUGCCUCACUAUAGUCAAAUAAUGUAGUACCUUCUUAUACGGAGGUUCUUAUAGUUCUGCAGGAUAAUUGAUUGAUUACGUAUCGACAGCUACGGUACAGGCGGCAAUGCCUGUCGCAUAGCUGUCGUAUCAUCUUGCUGGUCGGUUUGGUCGCACACCCGAUCAGAGUUGUGUAAGUUCGGUCAGGUCGGCCUGCGCGGCGGUCGGUUCGAUAAGAUUAGCCUUUCUGUAUAGCGGGGCCUUUACGCAUGGUUUCUAAGGUAUUUUGACAGGAGUUUAUCUUUGCGUUGUUAAUUGGUUAAUUUUUUGGCGUUAUAACUAAAAACGGCAGCGAAUAGAUAAACUUCUGUAAAGAAAUCUCAGCAGCCGGCAUUAGUACGUCAGAGUUAUAGUAACUUUGAGUUCCUUUGUUAUAGUUAAAACUUGAACGACACUAACAGCUAUGUAAUAUGGAUUAAUAA